UAUAAAUCCAGGAAUCUGAGAUGAAAGAGUAAACUGAAGUAUAGAAACCAAAGACAGUAUUAGUUGAUGUAUAUCUGCAUGAUUUCUUAAGUGGCAUCAGCGCUCCAUCUCCACCUUCAACGAGAGGGAUAUCGACGGUUUGGUGAGGGAUCCCUGUCAAGCAGGCUUGACUUUCUUUGCUGACCAACGCUCCCUCCACCUUGCACACAUCUGUCCCCAUUGAGUGCGUAAAGAUGGCUCCGUCAUUGCGCACAGCUGUUUCCAGGCGCUGGUGGAUGGCCGUAACAGCGGUCAUCGAGAACCUGCUUUUCUCUGCCGUGCUGCUGGGAUGGGGUUCCCUGCUGAUCAUGCUCAAGUCUGAGGGCUUCUACUCAUACCUCUGUUCUGUGAACAACUCCGACAGUCAGCUCAAUCAGUCCACGUCGGCCGUCAAUCAGUCCUCAGACGACCAGGCUGCGGAGAAAGUGGAGGAGGAGGAGCCCCUGAGGCUUCGGGGCUGGCCAGUGUGCAAGGACCAGGACGAGAUGCUGAACCUGGCCUUCACCGUGGGCUCCUUCCUGCUGAGUGCCAUCACUCUGCCCCUGGGCAUCGUCAUGGAUAAAUACGGACCACGCAAACUGCGCCUGCUGGGCAGUGCCUGUUUUGCCUUUUCUUGUAUCCUGAUCGCCUAUGGAGCGAGUGAUCCAAACAAUCUGUCCGUUCUCAUCUUCUUUGCUCUAGCACUGAACGGCUUCGGAGGGAUGUGCAUGACCUUCACCUCCUUGACACUGCCGAACAUGUUUGGUGACCUCCGAUCGACAUUCAUCUCUCUCAUGAUCGGCUCCUACGCCUCCUCGGCCGUCACCUUCCCCGGAAUCAUGGUGAUCUAUGAUUUGGGCGUGGCCCUCAUUACCAUCCUCGUGGUAUGGGCUGGUUGUGCUGGCCUGGUCUUCAUCAACUGCUUCUUCAACUGGCCCCUUGAGCCUUUCCCUGGUCCAGAGGACAUGGACUACACUGUGAAGAUCAAGUUCAGCUGGCUGGGCUUUGACCACAAGAUCACCGGAAAGCAGUUCUACCGGCAGGUGACCACGGUGGGCCGCCGCCUCAGUGUGGGGAACUCCCUAAAGCACCAGCACUCCGAGAAGCUGGCCGCUCAGGAGGGCAACAAGCUCUGUCUGUCCACCGUGGACCUGGAGGUCCAGUGCAAGGCUGAGGAUGAAACUCAGUCGUUUAUGCGCAGUAUCUUCAGCCCCAUCUUCAUGCUCAGCUUGAUCACCAUGUGUGUCACUCAGCUGCGCCUCAUCUUCUACAUGGGGGCCAUGAACAGCAUCCUGGAGUCGCUUGCAGGCGGCGACCUCAACACAGUGCAAAGGAUGGAAGUCGUGAGUGUGUACACCUCUAUCUUCGGCGUGCUGCAGCUCCUGUGUCUCCUCACUGCGCCGGUGAUCGGUUACAUCAUGGACUGGAAGAUGAAGGAGUGUGACGACGGGGAUGAGAAGGGCGGCAGCAAGGACCCUACUAAGCCUAAGCGACGCGACAGGCAGAUCCAGAAGAUCACCAACGCCACACGCGCCUUCAUCUUCACCAACGUGCUGCUGGUCUGCUUCGGCCUGGUCUGCCUGAUUCCCAACCUUCCCCUUCAGAUCCUGUCGUUCGUUUUGCACACAAUCGUAAGGGGGUUCAUCCACUCUGCGGUUGGUGGCCUGUAUGCUGCUGUCUACCCAUCCUCUCAGUUUGGCAGUCUGACAGGCAUGCAGUCUCUCAUCAGCGCUCUGUUUGCCCUGCUUCAGCAGCCUCUGUUCAUGGCCAUGAUGGGUCCAUUAGAAGGAGACCCACUCUGGGUGAACGUGGGCCUGUUGGUGGUGAGCAUGCUGGGAUUCUGCCUGCCCCUCUACCUCCUGUGCUACAGCCGCCAGCUCCGCCGCGAGAAGAAGGAGCGCGAGGAAGACCCGAAGAUCUACGUGAAGAUCAGCAACAGCAACAGUGGCCUUCAUGCCACCAAUGGCAUCGCUGACGCCAAUGGCACCAAUGGCAUCAAUGGCACCAAUGGCACCAAUGGCAUCGCUGCCACCAAUGAACUGGGCAGCCCAGAGGAUAACCAAGAUGUCUUUGUCUAGAGUCUGAUAUGGAGAGAUGUGAGAGAGGGUGAGAGGAUGAGGCAGAGGAGACGAAGAACAGAGGGUGGAAGGGAGAGUGCUUGAGGCCUUGUGUAUGAUCACUUACGCAGGUCCUCAGGUCAAGUUGUCAUUCACCCUUUAACACUCAGAUGGACCCUGACAUUCCUGCGCACACAAAUACACACACACACACACACACACACACACACACAAACACACACAGAAGUACCACUCAAAUACCACUGAAACCACAGUAUAUCAGGAACACAGUAGUGUUGCCCUCUGAGAUCUUACGCUCAAGUCCACAUCUCUUGUCAAGGGACACGUGCACACAUACACAUAGAUGACAUACUCCGAAGAAAAGACUGACACACACAACUUUCACUGUGAAACACGACACAAGCAAUGCCACAUGGCAACACCACGAAACCACGUCUGCACAAGUCCCUCACCCAUCUCACCCUUGGUCACGGGGCCCUGAAGCACCAUUGAUCUUGCCAUCCCCACAAGAGCCAACAGCCUUGGAGGCCACAAGUGAACUCACACGAGACUUAAGGUCACAGAGCAAGGGCAGACGACCAUCUCAACAACAGACCCUGACCGCCGCCCACUCCCCUCCCCAAUCCUUGCUGCUUGUGUGUUGUUGUGACCCCCUGCUACUUGCCCUGCCACAUGCCAUGUCAGUUUGGGCUGCCCGUCGAUUAGUCACUGAGUGUCUUCGAAUGCUGAGUGUCAAGAAGCCUGAACACCGAUGAUCAGAAGUGCUUGAGAUGACUUGGACUUUAAAAACCAGUCUUCACCCUGAGGUGUUAGAGUGAUUUUCUGAAAUCACUACGGUAAUGUUGAUACUUGGCCAAAAAUGUGUCUUUGGCUUUGCCAAAAAAAUGUCUCCUUUGGAAGAGUUCUCGUCAACAUCCACUGGGUUACCUGGCUUUGUCAGUGGAUCGACAUUCAGUAGAGGUUCUUUAGCAGAGAAGAAACUAGAUCAGAGAACAAAGAAAGUGGCAUUGUAGUCUGGUCAUACGGUUCUCCAGCGUUUACACACUUCACAUAAUGGGUGUUUUAAUCUAGCAUGUUUUGAGCUUCUUGGCAGAUUUUUUGCUGCACCGUUUGCCUCAGAGUGUACUUGCUCCUAUUCUUUUGAGGAUAAAAAAGCAAUGACUCAGAGGUGCAGUUUUUGGAAUGUUCUGUAUUCAAGAAGUGAUAAAGACCUUACAAACUAUUCCUUUGCCUCCCAGUACCACCCCAAGGAUCUGGGAAGACUUAACUGUCUGCGUUUGGUGUCAUGGCAGAGGCAGAUCUGAGGCAGAGGGACAGAAAGUAGAUGCUUUUGAUGAUUUGAGGUGGGGGGAUGGAGGUGUCGAACGUGGACCUGAUUAUACAGUAGUGUCAUUGUGGAUAUUUUACAGGGAGUUAAAAUUUGGUGUUUACUUUCCCCCAAAGCUUUUAUCACAAAGCAUGGCAUAGAGUGAACUUCUCACCAGCAAUAAUGUGCCACGACACAACCUGCACAGUUAACAGACGAGUACCAAUCAUUAGAGCAUUUCUCCCAGCUAUUCAAUCAUGCCAUACUACUGUCUUUGCUGUUGCCUAGGGUUACUGUUAUGUUAACGUUUCUCUGGAGAUUCUUUGUGUAUGUAUGCUAUACCAGAUAUCUGUCUGGGCAUCUGGUAUUAUACAGUAAUAAUUUUAUCAAAGGUAUUUACCUGCAAUAUGAUCCAGUUCAAGUUUUCUUCUGUCUUACAACAAUGUGUGUUAUUUGGAAAGAUAAAAUGGAAGAAGCAGUUACAUAGUUCAGAUUUUUUAAAUAAGAGAUAUGCUGAUAAGGAUGAACCAUCGUUGCCACUUAUCCAUGACCUGCAUUAUUCUAUCUGGGUGUAGUGGAGGUUAUGGAGGAUUUGAUGUAGCAAUAAGUGUUUCUGUGAGCCACCUGGGAUCAGUUUACAGUGCUCUUUUCCACUUACACUGUUUUGCAACCUCACUUGCAUACACACAAGCAUGUCUGCUCUCAGUUGGCAAAUAUGCCUUAGGAGUCGCACAGAAUGGGCAUGUUUCUGUGUAUGUUUACAGAACAAGAUGGAGAUUUUCUCUUCACAGUGUUAAUGUUAAUGGUGCUUCUAUAGUGAUUACAGGACUAUGAACACACUUUUGUAUGGUGGUCGGGUUUUAGACCUUUUUAGAUCAGUCUUCAGUAGGCCUACAUUUUCAUACUGAGAGCCACAUUUCACAUUUCAGCCAAAAAAGUACUUGAAAAAAACUUGAAUAAUACUUUAACUAUCAAAAAAGGGAGCUGAAGAGAUGCUUGAAUAUCUGCGCCUAAUUCUUGACGCACACUCUUGUAGCUGUGAGGUUGAAACAUAGUGUAGUGGGAGCACAAAAGGGUUGCUCUUGGAAAUCCUUGGGGGCAACUCAAAUUUCUCCAAGCUUGACUCACAAGGAUUUCUCUCACCAGUCACUCACAGAAACACUUCCAAAGACAGCCGUCUGUAAAGGGGUACCGACACAUGUUUUGGGAAUAUGAUUAUGACAAAGGUUAUUCGCCCCGUUGCCCAUAUUCCCUGCAUUCAUUUGAACCUUGUUGUCCCAGCUGAGUCCCACUUUGGUGCAUAGAUCCCCAAGCAGACCUGUUUCUCUAGACCUAACUCAGGCCCUGUACACAGUGCAGAGGGUACUAUGAUCACCCUGUCAAGUGAGUGAAUAAAAGAGAGAAGAGAAUGGCACAUACGCACUUUAAUAUUUCAUAAAGUUUUGUCCAAUUUCUCCUGUGAUGAAUGUUAUUGGUUAAGGCACCGUCAGAAGCCUCCAGGUUAUAAGUGACACAUAGAAAAAGUAUGGCCUGUGCCCCCAACCUGUCUUUACUCAGAGAUGCAAGCUGUUUGUUAUUUUUGUAUUCAUAGAGAGAUGCUUGCACUCUCCAUCAACCCCCCCCACCUCCUUUUAUUGUUCUAUUCCAUCAGUUCAUCCAUGUGCAGGUCACUGACCCUUGUCGUAGGCUAAUUGACAGCAAACAUGGAGGGAGCAUUCCCCUUUCACGUUCUCACUGUCAUUCUCUCUCUCUCUUUCUCAGUCACGCGUGCACAUACACUGUACACAGAGAAACAGGUCAAUGGUACCCAACACCCGUAAUCUUUAUAGCCUACCCUUUUCGCAUGAUAUCUUUUGACAAUAAUGGACAAUUUGGGCUGUGUAGACUAUAGAGUGCAUGUGUCCCAGAAGGACCGCUUUAAAUAGCUUGAACAUGCUUAGAAAUUGCAGGUGGAAGAAAAUAAUGAUGCAGUACUGUACUCCGGCGCUAUGAAUGUGGGUUUAUGGUUUUCAUUCCCUCAGAAUGGGAGAUUCAGCACUUUUUCACUGCCAUACCUUAAAUGGUCACCCUCUUUUUAAAUCAACCAUGUGUUUCGUUGUAAAUGUAACACAUUAACUAGCCCCUGUUUUAAACAUUACAGCUGUCCUGGUAUGAAAGGAAAAGGCUAUUGACAUGGUGAGUAAUUAUGGGGAUAGUAACCAGAUUCUUGAUGUCAUGAGUCAUCAUCUUGAACUCCAAUGUUUUACCUGACUUUUGUAUGUACCAUGUGCAUUUUGUUUAUUUUGACAUCUUUUUUAGGCUUUCAUUUUGAUGUGUCAAAAUAUGUUAUGUCUUUAUAUGAUAUCAGUUAUGUCAUCCUAUAUUACAGUAGCCGUUGUUGACAUUUUGAGUAAUUGUUGAAACAAGAAUCAAAUAUGUAAAAUAAACCAAAAGUAAUUUGUACAAA
Sardina pilchardus (European sardine) is the source of this 5848-nucleotide messenger RNA. RefSeq names its product large neutral amino acids transporter small subunit 4-like. The record is from RefSeq and is a predicted model, not a curated record. Gene Ontology annotation, molecular function: L-amino acid transmembrane transporter activity; neutral L-amino acid transmembrane transporter activity. The transcript is spliced from 15 exons. The coding region runs from base 234 to 2096 and encodes 620 amino acids. Lineage: Eukaryota; Metazoa; Chordata; Actinopteri; Clupeiformes; Clupeidae. Gene Ontology annotation, biological process: neutral amino acid transport; transmembrane transport.